Molecule: messenger RNA, 1548 nt
Organism: Rattus norvegicus (Norway rat)
Lineage: Eukaryota; Metazoa; Chordata; Mammalia; Rodentia; Muridae
Source: RefSeq, a predicted model, not a curated record
AUGCCCAUCCAGCCUUCAGGGAAAGAAACAGAAGAGAUGGAGGCAGAAGGCGAUUCAGCAGCUGAGAUGAACGGGGAGGCAGAUGAGAGUGAGGAGGAACGGAGCGGCAGCCAGACUGAGUCAGAGGAGGAGAGCUCAGAGAUGGAUGACGAGGACUAUGAGCGGCGCCGCAGUGAGUGUGUCAGUGAGAUGCUGGACCUGGAAAAGCAGUUCUCGGAGCUGAAGGAGAAGUUGUUCAGGGAACGGCUGAGCCAGCUGCGAUUACGACUGGAGGAAGUGGGGGCCGAGAGAGCCCCAGAAUAUACAGAGCCUCUUGGAGGGCUACAGCAGAGCCUAAAGAUUCGUAUUCAGGUGGCAGGGAUCUACAAGGGCUUCUGUCUGGAUGUGAUCAGGAAUAAGUAUGAAUGUGAACUACAGGGAGCCAAACAGCACCUCGAGAGUGAGAAGCUGCUGCUGUAUGACACACUGCUUGGGGAGCUGCAGGAGCGGAUCCAGAGGCUGGAGGAGGACAGACAGAGCCUGGACAUCAGCUCUGAGUGGUGGGACGACAAACUACAUAGCAGGGGCAGUUCGAAGACCUGGGACUCAGUGCCACCCAGCAAGAGGAAGAAGGCACCACUCGUUUCUGGCCCAUACAUUGUGUACAUGCUGCAGGAGAUCGACAUCCUGGAAGACUGGACGGCCAUCAAAAAGGCCAGGGCAGCAGUGUCCCCUCAGAAGAGAAAAGCAGAUGGUAAGAACCGCAGACACAGGCUUGUCAGAAUUGGUAGCCUGAUCUGACUUUGAGGGUUUUGUGGGAGUUUGAGGAAUAGAAUCCAGGUUGGAGAAGCUCUUGGCUGAGGGAGCAAGAACAUGGAGAGGUGGAGGUGUAGCUCAGUGGUAGUGCUCUCGCCUAGCAUGGGCAGGAACCCAGUCCCAGGCUGCACACCACAAGAAGGUAAAAGUGCCUGGAGCCCCCAGGCAGGGUGGAGCAGAGAGAGCAGUAAGAAGAGACCCUUAUGGAUGAAGGGAGUAAGGCACUUCCCUCAGUGCCUUCAGGAAGUGGUGGUUGUCAUUUUCUUUCAACGUCCUUCUACCCUUCUAGGACCCUGACCCUGCAUUUACACUCGGAGGGUCCUUGGGGCAGCUGGCACCGCACACAGGAUUAACGUUUCUCUGCAAAGGCAGGGGGUUACUUACUGCUGGACUCCUCUGCUCUCCUUGGGAUCUGUAUAACCAACCGGCCCUGACGCUGACCUGGCCAAGCAAGACCGUUGUCUCCAUCCCUGAGCAGCCCACCCCUCCCCAAAGAGUAACUUCUCAGUGUCCCCCACAAGAAGACAGGCCUCAUCCAGAGUCAAAGCAGCAACCCUCCUGACUAAACCCUGGUCCUUGGCCACUGAGUCAUGAGCCAGGCCCCGCUGCAGGAGGGACUCCUGCCAGAGACAUGUUGGGUCUUGCCCAUCCUAACUGCCACUGGGGAGUUGGCUUCCCAGGCUUUCUCAGGGCCAUUCCUGGUGUCUGCCUCUCAGAUCCCAAGGACUGGAAUAAAAUUGGACCUGGAUAUGA